CCGCGCGUACCUUUGCGUUCUGUGUGGCUGUGUGCGUACGUGUGUGAGUGUUCUUCGCGUCAUCGAGCAUCGGUGACGAUAGGUAAACAAUCGGCAGCAUAAAUAUUCUUCGCCACACGGUGAAAAAAUCACGUCCCAUCCUUGCAACCACUAUUGCGCAGCAGGUAGAUAAACUCCCGCACUAAAUCCGGGCCGCGAAAGGCGUACUGCAAGCGAAAAAAGGCAAACAACAACCACCAUCAUGGAAGGAGAUGCGCGCUUUGUGGUGGAUCGGUCGAGCGAUCUCGAGGAGCUAGCACCCGGUUUUCAGAAAGCGUACACGUUCAGCCUGCCGACGGUAACGCGCCAGAUGCUGUGGGACUACAUGCUGCACCUGAUGAAGGUGGUGUCCGGCAACGAUAGCCACCUGAAGGCACUCCAAUCGUGUGCGGAUAACAAUCCCGAGUAUGGUGACGAUUCCGUCGGAUGCGUACAGCUGCGGCGGGAAGAUUCGUACUGCACGGUGAGGGGCCAGAUACAUUCGAUCGGGCCGUGUGACGAUGGAGAAAACAUGGAAAUCAAAAUCUACACCCUGACGGUCACGAUAGACGAGGUGCACCAUAAGGUGGAAUCGGUCGCGUGCGAUGAUUGUGCGGAGCUUGGCUUCUGCCAGCACACGAUAAGCUUUCUGCUGUGGCUGCACACGCGUGACCAGCCCGGCACCCAUCAGGAUGUGGAGUGUUUCUUCCACACACCGCUCGCGACCGAGCUGGAGCAGCUGCCGGGCAAACCGACGCUCAACAAGACCAAAACCAAAAACUUUAUCCGCGAGGUGGUGCACGGACUGCAGACGGAGGAUAUCGACUGUCCGCUGCGGUGGAACUUUUCGUCCGCGAACAAAAAGUUUGCCAACCUGUCGAUUCACGAGCUGAUCAUCUGCGGCGUCAAGAACCGGUACACGGUGGCCCAGUUCUUCGAGCACGCGCAGGCGGUCGUGGCGUCGGCAUCGGGUGUGCUGGCUGAUAAGGUGAAAUUUCAGCCCCGAUUCCAUCCCUGGUUUCAGGAGCUACGGUACGGCCGUAUUACCGGUGCGAAGGUGUUCGAAUGCAUCCAGCCAGCCGUUUCGGCCGAACUGCUGCACGAGAAGAUACUGGGCUGCAACAAGGAGAUCGACAUGCAGAUGCAGCGCAAGAAGUUGGCCAUCCGGCAGCGGUUGGAAAAGUACACGAAGCGAACGUACGAAAGUCCGCGCAUAACGAUGAACGCCUCGUUUCCGAUCAUUUUCGACGUGCCGGACGGUAUCUGCCCACAGCACGUGGUGGAGAUCAAGUGUCCGCGGUCGCACGAAAACAUGAAAAAGUACGUGACGAGCGAUGGCAGCCUGCAGGAGAAGUACUACCUGGAGAUGCAGGUACACAUGCUGAUGUACGGGGCCACGUCCGGCGUGGUGUGUGUGGCCGAUCCGAACUUUGAGACGAACAACGAACUGUUUAUGCACUCGUUCAAUCUCAACAAACCGUUCGUGGUGAAGAAGCUGCAGAAAGCGCUCGAAUACUGGGAGACCAACGUGUUCCCGGAGCUGAUGGCCAGCUGGUCGGAGUAGGCGGGUGAAGAACGGGAUUCAGGAUUCGAUUGAAAAACUAGGAGAUUCUAGAAAACGAUAACCAACCGGCCACAGCAGCAAGCAGAAAGCAGCAACAAAUGGAGAAAAAAAAACAGAAAUAGUCGACAGGAAGCAUUGGUUCGAUUGUUUUGGUAGUAGUCUAUUUUUAAUCUUCCUUCUUUGACAAAAACAUUACACAUAAAAGAAACACACACACACACACAACUCGCUCAAACACACGCACGCGUACAUACAUACACACACACAGGCAAUAGCAUUUUAAGGACAAUAAAUGUAAGACUUUCAUUCUAUUGAACAUA
Messenger RNA from Anopheles stephensi (Asian malaria mosquito), 1902 nucleotides. RefSeq lists its product as uncharacterized. Lineage: Eukaryota; Metazoa; Arthropoda; Insecta; Diptera; Culicidae. The transcript has 2 exons. Bases 242 to 1582 code for a protein of 446 amino acids. The record is from RefSeq and is a predicted model, not a curated record.